This is a messenger RNA of Linepithema humile (Argentine ant), 1347 nucleotides long. RefSeq lists its product as uncharacterized. NCBI's taxonomy places the organism in Eukaryota, Metazoa, Arthropoda, Insecta, Hymenoptera, Formicidae. The record is from RefSeq and is a predicted model, not a curated record.
AUGGCAACUCGAAAACAUCACAGCCAACAUCAUCCAUACGCUACACCCUCUAAACGUUCUAAACUGAUGGAUACUGAACGCCAUUAUCAAAUUAUCGAGUUCCACGAAGAAAAUUGUCUCCAAAAAAUUGUGGAUGUUGUACCAACUAGUUGGAUUACAUACGACAUAAAAUCAUGUAGGCUCGUUUCACCAUUUCCGGAGAACUUGAAAAUGAAAAAAGAUCGUGAUUUCUUACACCAUCUUGUGCGAACAAAAUCCAAUCCUCCGCAGAGUUGGAGAAAAUGGCCAAUUAUUAUACGAGGCGAUUCAAAUAACUACACUGAUGCAUUAGACAAAAUUAAAAAAUUAAAAACUAAAAAAUACGCUUAUACAACAGAUUGCGAGAAACAUGCUGAAGAAAAAGCAUUAAAAACAUUUAAUGCAAUAAAGAAAAAAAAUUUUAAAGACAACGAAAAAUUGGGAAAAAAACUAUUGUCCCAAGUUCCCCAGCUGGACGAUGAAGAGGACGAUUUAGAGUUGAAUGAAACUAACAGUUUAAAAGAUUCAAGUAAAGAUAGCAGCGAAAGCGAUUCCGAAAAUUUCCAAAGAACUACUACUUUUCCUGAGGCAGUAAUAGAAAACAAAAAAUCAUCUACAAAAUCAAAAGAAGAUAAUCUGUCAUCAUUAUCAAAAAAUGAUGAUAUUUCUGACAAUGAAUUGUAUAUUGCUGAAUCACCGAGUUUCCAUCAAUCAAAAACCCAAAAACCCACUGAUAACUUAUCUGCUCCAGAUACUUCAAAAAAAAUUUUGAAUGGCAUUAACGAUAUAAUAUCAAUGCAAAGAAAAUUAACUCUGCAAAUCACAUCGAUGGCAAAUGAAAUAAGAGACGUAAAAGAGAUAUUACGCGUUAGAAAUAUCAAUCAAGAUGAUGAUUGUAUAAUAACCUUUACUGAUUUCAUGGAGAAAUACGAGUUAAACAUGCCUUUUAGUGCUUUAGAAGACUUUCAAGAAUUUGAUAAUCGUCUCAAAAUUGAAAAAAAUUUUCAGUUGGAAUUCAAGCGAUCCAUCUAUGUAACAAUAGAUAGGGAUAAUAGUGUGUCAAAAAUGUUGACAAGUAUUUUGAGAAAACUUGUCAAAAGAGUAGUUAUGUGCCAGUAUACGUGCCUUAAGCAACAGGGCACUAAACUAAUAUUUAAAGAUACAGUGACUUGCCGUUGUAUCAUCGAUAUUGUAUUUAAAACAUAUAACAAGGAUCAAGAAAAUCCAGUAGUGACAGAAAAAUCUUUCUUUACUUGUCUAGGUAACGUAAUCUCUAAUGCGAAGGAUUGGGAAGGCCAACGUACUGCAAGAAAGCAGAGUAAAGAAUAA